Messenger RNA from Hevea brasiliensis (rubber tree), 792 nucleotides. RefSeq names its product 40S ribosomal protein S12. NCBI's taxonomy places the organism in Eukaryota, Viridiplantae, Streptophyta, Magnoliopsida, Malpighiales, Euphorbiaceae. The coding region runs from base 151 to 573 and encodes 140 amino acids. The transcript has 4 exons. Gene Ontology annotation, cellular component: cytosolic small ribosomal subunit; ribosome. Gene Ontology annotation, biological process: translation. Gene Ontology annotation, molecular function: structural constituent of ribosome. The record is from RefSeq and is a predicted model, not a curated record.
CUAACCCGCAAGGCCCAUCUACAGAGCACCAUUAAAAGCAAGAGGCAACAUGCAAACCCUAAUUUUACAAGUAAAACCUAGAAGACGCAGCCACCUCCUCUUCCUCAUCCUCUCCACCCUUUAAUUCUCUAUUUUUCCAGGACUAAAAUAAUGUCAGGUGAGGAUGGUGCCGUCGCCGUUGAGACUCCGGCUCAGCCUCUCGGCGAGGCCAUGGACUUGAUGACUGCAUUGCAGCUAGUCCUAAGAAAAUCUUUGGCUCAUGGUGGGCUUGUUCGAGGUCUUCAUGAAGGUGCGAAAGUGAUCGAGAAGCAUGCUGCCCAGCUCUGUGUAUUGGCCGAGGACUGCAACCAGCCUGACUAUAUCAAGCUCGUUAAAGGGCUUUGUGCUGACCAUGGGGUUGGCCUCUUAACAGUUCCCAGUGCUAAGACUCUUGGCGAGUGGGUUGGAUUGUGCAAGAUUGAUUCUGAGGGCAAGGCUAGGAAGGUAGUUGGUUGUUCUUGCGCUGUAGUUCAGGAUUAUGGCGAGGAGAGUGAAGGUCUUAAUGUUGUCCAGCAACAUGUCAAGUCUCACUGAAUAGCAGUGGAUUUGUUCUAUUGGGCUGAGUUAAAAAUUUAUAUGUAGAGACGUUUUAUUGUUUCAUAUACCCUCGUCUUUUGGGGUUUUGGGUGUUUGCUAGCUGCAGUUACUAGCAACUGAGUUGUUUCUUACUAUUGUGGUGGAACUUUUAUUAAUGUGACUUGCUGAAUUAGCACCAUUUUGGGUUUGAAAUUAAAGCUUAUGGUUGACUGUUUA